Vigna unguiculata (cowpea) is the source of this 4338-nucleotide messenger RNA. RefSeq lists its product as uncharacterized. The record is from RefSeq and is a predicted model, not a curated record. Lineage: Eukaryota; Viridiplantae; Streptophyta; Magnoliopsida; Fabales; Fabaceae.
AUUGAUUAUUGUACUUAUGUCAAAAUUUUAUCUCUUCUUUUCUUCCUUGUAACGGUAAUCUCGAGCCAACAAUCUCGAACCAUUUUAUCGUAUCAAUAUUUUAAAAAAAGGAAAAUGAUAAAGUGACUCCAUACUUGACUCCAUGACGUGGCCUGCACAGGUGGAGUUUAUUUUUUAAAUUAAAAUUAAUUUUAUUUAAAACAUCUUACUUGAGACGUGGCACAUUUUCGAGAGUGGGUGUGGACGUGAAUAUUGAGCGGGUCAGAAACACAUUUUGGAGAGUGGGUUUGGGCGUCAAGAUUGAAAGGGUGGGAAAUUAGGUUUAGCUUGGAGAGUGGGUUGCACAGAGAAAGCAAAAACGAAAAAAGGGAAAAGAAAGAAAGAAAGGGAAAACCCACUCGAAAGGAGAAAGGAAGAAAUGAGAAAGGAAGAAAGGAGAAUACGUGUGUUGUAGUGAGUCGAAGAAGACGAAGGGAGAAGACAAAGAGAGAAGACGAAGAGAGAUGACGAAGGGAGAAGACGAAGGGAGAAGACGAUCGUCCCAGAGUUAGGGUUUUUGUUCGUCUCCAUUGUUGGAUUGAGCAUCGUGAUUCGUAGGUAUGUUUUUUUUUGUGCGUUUCUCCACUACUCCAACAGGUUUGUGGAAUUUUUUUUUUCGAAGUCGUUGUUGUGGGUUUUUUGGUUAAGGAUCUGAUAUUUUUGUGUGGUUUUCGCCAGCAUAGUCCAGUGAGUUAUUGUUUAAAGACAAAUUUAACAUCUAUCUUGUACUGGUGAAUGACCACAACACUGUAAUCGAAGACGAAGCUUGCGAAGUUAGGGUUUUUGGUAAGUUUGUGUUAUUUUUCCGUUUCUGUGAUUUUGGUGUUUUGAUAGGUGCAUGAAUACUAGUUUUCUAACUAGGUUGAUGAAAUUUGUCUUAUUUUAUUGUGAUGACCUGUUUGCUCACAAGUGAUGACCUGUGCUGCAUUUUGUGUGAUAAUGUGGUUUGACUCAAUAGUUGAUUAUGGGGUGAUUAAGUAUGGGUAAUAUGCGUUCAUUUGUAGUUAUUUCUUUGAUGUGGUUUCAUACCCAAGUGGGUUAAAGUUGUAUGAUUUAUUGAUGAUGACUUUUGUGCAUCCAUGAGUUGUGCUGCAUUUUUUGCAAUCAUGUGGUUUGACUCAAUCUUUUUAACUUCCAUAUUAUUUUAUUCCAGAAUUGAUUAUUGGGUGAUUCUGUUUGGAUAAUGUGAGUUAAUUUGUAAUUAUCUCUUUGAUGUGGUUUCAUUGCCAACUUGAUUACACUUGUGUGAUAUAUGAGUGAUGACCUGUUUGGUCACAAGUGAUGAUUUGUGUUGUAUUUUCUAGAAGCGUGUGGUAUGACUGAAUUUUUGUUAUCUUUCAUGUCAUAGCACUGAAUAGUUGAUUAUAGGGUGAUUAAGUAUGGGUAAUAUGCAGGUGAUUAAGUAUGGGUAAUAUGCGUUCAUUUGUAGUUAUCUCUUUGAUGUGGUUUCAAACCCAAGUGGAUUAAAGUUGUAUGAUUUAUUGAUGAUGACUUGUGUGCAUCCAAGUGAUGAGUUGUGCUGCAUUUUUUGUAAUCAUGUGGUUUGACUCAAUCUUUUUAACUUCCAUAUUAUUUUAUUCCAGAAUUGAUUAUUGGGUGAUUCUGUUUGGAUAAUGUGAGUUAAUUUGUAAUUAUCUCUUUGAUGUGGUUUCAUUGCCAACUUGAUUACACUUGUGUGAUGUAUGAGUGAUGACCUGUUUGGUCACAAGUGAUGAUUUGUGUUGUAUUUUUUGGAAGCGAGUGGUAUGACUGAAUUUUUGUUAUCUUUCAUGUGAUAACACUGAAUAGUUGAUUAUGGGGUGAUUAAGUAUGAGUAAUAUGCAGGUGAUUAAGUAUGGGUAAUAUGCAUUCAUUGGUAUUCUUUGAUGUGGUUUCAUACCCAAGUUGGUUAAAGUUGUAUGAUUUAUUGAUGAUGACUUGUGUGCAUCCAAGUGAUGAGUUGUGCUGCAUUUUUUGCAAUCAUGUGGUUUGACUCAAUCUUUUUAACUUCCAUAUUAUUUUAUUCCAGAAUUGAUUAUUGGGUGAUUCUUUGGAUAAUGUGAGUUAAUUUGUAAUUAUCUCUUUGAUGUGGUUUCAUUGCCAACUUGAUUACACUUGUGUGAUGUAUGAGUGAUGACCUAUUUGGUCACAAGUGAUGAUCUGUGUUGUAUUUUCUAGAAGCGUGUGGUAUGACUGAAUUUUUGUUAUUUUUCAUGUCAUAGCACUGAAUAUUUGAUUAUGGGGUGAUUAAGUAUGGGUAAUAUGCAGGUGAUUAAGUAUGGGUAAUAUGCGUUCAUUUGUAGUUAUCUCUUUGAUGUGGUUUCAAACCCAAGUGGAUUAAAGUUAUAUGAUUUAUUGAUGAUGACUUGUGUACAUCUAAGUGAUGAGUUGUGCUGCAUUUUUUGCAAUCAUGUGCUUUGACUCAAUCUUUUUAACUUCCAUAUUAUUUUAUUCCAUAAUUGAUUAUUGGGUGAUUCUGUUUGGAUAAUGUGAGUUAAUUUGUAAUUAUCUCUUUGAUGUGGUUUCAUUGCCAACUUGAUUACACUUGUGUGAUGUAUGAGUGAUGACCUAUUUGGUCACAAGUGAUGAUCUGUGUUGUAUUUUUUGGAAGAAUGUGUUAUGAAUCAAUUUUUUCAUGUUUCAUGUUAUACCAGUCAAUACUUGAUUAUAGGGUGAUUACCUGGGGUUAUGUAUUCAGGUCAUUAAUAUGGUUACAGUUAGUGAGGGAAGUGAAUUCAAUGUUGACCGCAAGGUAUGAUAAAUUUUGGAAUUCAAUUAAUUUUCAAAUUUGUUAUGAUAAAAAUGACAUAACUAUUUUUUUUUAUUGUUCCAGAUCUGUUUUAGGCAUUCAUGCCGGACAAAAUUGAUUGGUAGUUUGAAUAAGAAGUUAACAGAUGAGCAAAAAUCAUUUAUCCGAAGAACACCAUUUGGAUGGAUGGUUGAGUUGAAAGAGUGUGUUAAAAUAUCUAGGAAUCUUUUGAGUCCGUUAAUCAGUAUGUGGGUGGAAAGGUUGGGGGGGUUUCAAAUGAGUGCAGAAGUUGUUGGAUUUACCUAUUUAGAUAUAUGUCUUGGUCUAGGUUUGAGGGUGGUUGGUGAGAACAUUGAUUUAAACCAGGAAGGGUUAAAUAGUGAUUCAAGGAAUUUAUUUGGAGCUUCCAAAGUUGUUGAUAUCGAAAUGGUAUAUGAUUACAUCUUAAAACAUAUUAAAGUGCUUUGUUUAAAGGAUUUUGGUAAGCUUUACGUUUUGUUUGCAUUUUCUGAGUUUUUGUUGCCCAAUCGUAGUGGAACAGUUUUUUCUAUUUUGUUCAACAUUGUUGAUGACCUUGGUAGUAUUGGGAAAUUUAAUUGGGGUCGAGUGGUGUAUGAGUUUUUGGUUGGCAGUAUAUGUGAAGCUAAAUUGUUCUUGAAGGAGAAAUAAAGUACCAAACACUUUCAUGUAGCUGGAUGUGUUUAUUUGUUACAGGUACUGUAUGUUAAAUUAAUUUCAAACUUGUUUGAUCAGUUUAAAAUAUUUGGUUGAGUUUUGACUGAUUUUGAUUACAAUUGUGGCAGUUAUGGUCUUUUAACCAUUUUUUGAUUCCGAAUUUAAAGGAUUGUCAGCACAUGACAAAGUUUCCCAGAAUCUUGCAUUGGAUGGAAAUGAAAGUAGGGGACAAUGUAAUUAAAAGGAGUUUGACAAAUAACACUUUUCAGGUUGUUACAGAUGUUGCUGCCUCUGCAGAAGAGUUGACCAAUCCCUUCGUUAAAGAAGGUUUUGAGGUAUAUGGACGUCAAACUAAGGGUACUAAAAUAGUUGACUUAAUUAAAGUUGUUGAACAUCAAGAAAGGGUCCUAGGGGAAUUGCAAAAAGAACUUGAAGACUUAAAUGAAAUGAUGAUUGAGAGGAUGAACCAGCGCCAACAUCAGCAUGGCAAAAUGAAGUUUUCUGAGUUUGGUGAACCAAGUGUUGGUCAUUCGCAAACACCUAAUUUGAACCACCCCACUGGCUGCAUUGAAUUUGGCAAUUCUGGUGACAUGGGUCAUGUGGAAGAAGUUCAUUUUCCAAAUCAAGAAGCACAAGAAUCCGAACAAAGCAACAUGUAUAUGCGACGAAGGGAUGGUCCUCGGUUGCGUGUUAGGAGUAUGGCAAUAAGAACUCCUUUUGCAACAUUUAGUGGGAGGAAGCGCCAUAAGUAGUUGAUUUAGAGGUUUUAUGUUUGUUGUAAUUUGGAUUUCUAUUGCUAAAUUUGGUAUUUUUUAUGUUUAGACAUUGUGGACGUGAUUGAUGACAAUUUCCUUGUUUGGCUUAGUCAUUGAUUUAUGGAAAUUCUGAGUGGUUUA